Molecule: messenger RNA, 1589 nt
Organism: Mus pahari (shrew mouse)
Lineage: Eukaryota; Metazoa; Chordata; Mammalia; Rodentia; Muridae
Gene: Spn
Product: sialophorin
Exons: 2
Coding region: 102-1250 (382 amino acids)
Biological process (GO): defense response to bacterium; regulation of T cell migration; regulation of immune response
Cellular component (GO): external side of plasma membrane
Molecular function (GO): transmembrane signaling receptor activity; heat shock protein binding
Source: RefSeq, a predicted model, not a curated record
GUCCUGACCAAGCCUCAGGAAGAACUGGAGGUACUUGCUCUGGCCCUGUGCCUUAACCAUUAAUCUGGUCCCAACUCCCGCUCCCGCCUGUCACUCUGAAGAUGGCCUUGCUUCUUCUUCUCCUCUUUGGGGGAUUCUGGGUCCAGGUGGUGCACCCAUACAGUCUGCAGAGGACAACGAUGUUAUCAUCUAUCCCACAUAUCAUAGCCCCAAGUACCUCUGAAGCCUGGAGUGCCAGCCCAUCAGUCUCUGUGGGGCCAGGGACAGUGGACCCUAAGGAGGCCAUCAGCCCCUGGAGGCAGACCAUAAUCCCAGUUUCUUCGACACCCUUGGGAACUACUGAAUUGUCUUCUUUCGGGACUUCUGCUGGUGCCAUCAUGAGCACCCCUGUACCUGAGACUACAACCUCUCAGGCAGUUUCCAGCAUGCUUCCAGAACUAUCAAAUGUAGCCAGUGACCCUCCUGUCACUGUAGCCAAUCCUGUGACAGACAGAACUGUGGCAUCUACAUCUACCUCUAAAGGAGCCAGUGCACCCCCCACCACUGUGACAACAAGCUCUGACGAGAUCAGUGGACCUUCUGUGGCUACAACAGUAAGCUCUAAGACCAGUGGUCCCCCUGUCACCAUGGCUACUGGGUCUCUGGGGCCCUCCAGUGAGACACAUGGACUCCCUGCCACCACAGCAGCCAGUUCUGUGGCGAGUUCCAGUGUGGCCCGUGGCACCUCAGUCUCCAGCACAAAGUCAUUCACGACGUCUAUCCAAGAGCCCAUAACUACCAGGUCGCCACUCCAAGGAUCAAGGGGCAUGUUACUGCUGCCCUUGUUUAUUGCCGUGAUGGUGGUUUUGGCCCUCGUGGCGCUACUGCUGUUGUGGCGCCAGAGGCAGAAGCGGAGGACUGGGGCCCUGACCCUGAGCGGAGGUGGAAAACGAAAUGGGGUGGUGGAUGCCUGGGCUGGGCCAGCCCGGGUUCCUGAUGAAGAGGCCACGACCGCAUCAGGGUCAGGGGGCAACAAGGACUCUGGGGUACUGGAGACAGAAGGCUCUGAGCAGCGGCCCAUGCUCAGUACAUUCUUCAGCAGACGGAAAUCUCGCCAGGGCUCUUUAGUCCUAGAAGAGCUGAAGCCUGGGUCAGGUCCCAACCUGAAGGGGGAGGAAGAGCCGCUUGUGGGCAGUGAGGAUGAAGCUGUGGAAACCCCAACUUCUGACGGGCCACAAGCCAAAGAUGAGACCGCACCUCAAUCUCUAUGAGCAACAGGUAUUCAUCCAACCUUCUCCUUAACCCUGGAUCCUGCUGUCAGCUGCCGUACACUCUGCAUUUGUGAACAUUUGUGGACCAAAUCCAUCCGUCAUUCCAUCCAUCCAUCCAUUCUUCAUCCAUUCAGUUCCUUCCCCCACAGCCCCCCAACCCCUCUGUCUCCCACCUCCCCUUCCUCUGUGUUUCCUUUGGAACCAGUUGCUGAAUCUCCAUGAUGAUAAUCUUAGUGGACCCAUAUUUUUCCCAAGGAUCCCCCUUGGAAUGCUGCGAUCCGACAGGCCAGAAAACUCCCUUGGAUGAAGCUGUGAAGCCCAUGCUCACACACCCUCCCC